Messenger RNA from Pseudonaja textilis, 1627 nucleotides. RefSeq names its product transmembrane protein 268 (gene TMEM268). The record is from RefSeq and is a predicted model, not a curated record. Lineage: Eukaryota; Metazoa; Chordata; Lepidosauria; Squamata; Elapidae.
CAGCUGUGAGAAUCAACUUUACUUUGCGGUCUGAUUUCAUCAGGUGUUGCAUUUGUGCAGGGGAAAGGAAAAAAAAAAAGCCAACCAACCAGACUUACAAUUGCAUUCUUUCGCAACUGACAAGAAUAGCAAAAAGAUAAAAAAGAGACGGAACGAGAAGAAAAAUCUUGCAAUCUGCCUUUGGAAGUGCUUUUAAUGACUGGCGCUGAACCUGUCGGGAUCUUCAAGGAGGAAAGACUAGACACUGACAAUUCGCUGUUGGGUGAAUUGCGAGCGGAACACCUGUUCAAGAUGCUUUGUGGUGGUGACAAAGGUGGUGAAGAAGAAGAAGGGCUACCUGUUAGCAUCACUUAUUGUUGGAAUAAAGGAAAAAAGCACCUGGAUUUCUGGAGAAACGACUUUCUAAAUGGACAGGUUUUUAUGGUGCUGACAGCUCACAAGCCCCGUGGUUGUCCUCCUGUCAUCAUGAAUUCUUGGCAAGAAAAACUGAAAACGUUGGGAAUAGAGGUGACAGAAGACCAGUGGGAAACUUUGAUACAACAAGCUGUGCUGGAGCCAGAAAUGAGAACGUAUCUAUUGUACAACUCCAGAGGAAUAAGGAUGGGCAUUGCUGCAAUUGUCUACGUGAUUCUCUGGAUCAACCUUUAUUCCGUCCUGCAAAUUUUUUCAGUUGGACAGUCUUGGAAAAUCAGUGUUUUGGUUACCCUUGUUGCCUUGGUGGCUGCUGUGGCCAUCCUGGUCAUAAUUCAUCACGAUCAAAGCAAGAUGAAUGUGAAUACAGAUAUGAGACUAAUAGCUGCCAAUGAAGCCUUCAUGAAGCUUGGAUUCCUGGUAGGGAUGACAAAUAUUCCAGACAAGAAUUCUGCUGUCCCACAGUUGUGGUUUGUUCAUUUCGACGUUGAACUUUGCCUUCAGUCUUUGACGGACUUUCUGGCCACUCUGAAGAGAAACCAGGAGUCAGCACUGAAGCGCAAUCUGGAAGACGUCGGCAUUGUCGUCGAGACAGCUAUCCUGCCAACCUGGGAAAGCCCACGGAACGAUUCUUUGGAAGAAUGUUUGCUGUUGCCAGAGACCAAGAAGAAGAGCAGCAAUCAUUUCUUGUCCCGCCGAGAAUUCCUCCAUCUCGUCCCAGACAGGACGCCGGAGACAAUGGCCCAGCAACUCUUGAUGGUCUUCAGCAGUUACUACGUCAGGCUGUUAGUCAGUGGCCAGCUUCCAGAGGUUCAUGCGGAGCAGCACAAAACUGUGGGCCACAGGCCUUGUCUCUGCCAGUUUGUAAAGACUACACUGUUGGGGAAAGAAUUCUUUGGACUCCAACAACGAUGGACAUUAUGUUAGCAAUGUCUCAGUCAUCAGGUUCUCAAUCGUCAAAGACUGAAGAACCAGAAGACUGAGGGAAUGAAGAACAGUUGGCAUUGUUCUCCCUACAAAAGAAUCAUACCUAAAAAAAUAUAUUUUUUUUGGAAAUGUCUGUGACUUGUUCUGAGGAGAGGUCAUAUGCAAUGUUGGUUGGCCAGAGUUGUGAGAAUGAAGUAGCUGCCGUAUCGGUGCUGGAAAGAAAAGAAGGAAGGGAGGAAGGAAAGAAAGAGGGAAAAGUAGAAAAAGAAAGAAAGAAGGAUGGAAAAAA